Ceratotherium simum simum (southern white rhinoceros) is the source of this 907-nucleotide messenger RNA. RefSeq names its product sperm tail PG-rich repeat containing 1 (gene STPG1). The record is from RefSeq and is a predicted model, not a curated record. Gene Ontology annotation, biological process: positive regulation of mitochondrial membrane permeability involved in apoptotic process. NCBI's taxonomy places the organism in Eukaryota, Metazoa, Chordata, Mammalia, Perissodactyla, Rhinocerotidae.
AUUGAAUGUAUCCAGAUGACGCCACAUACUCUUCCCUUUCAGGAUGAUAUCCCGGGUCCUGGGUUCUACAACGUUGUUCACCAGUCUCCAGUGUCCAACAGUGUCUCGUUGUCUAAGAAAGGGACAUGCACUUUUCCCUCUAUGUGUUCCCGAUUGGACACCAUCAUUUCUAAAUAUCCUGCAGCUAAUGCAUACACCAUCCCAUCACAUUUUGUUUCGAAGAAAGACUUCAGUAAUUCCUGUUCCAGCAUGUUCCAGCUGCCAAGCUUCGAGAAAGUUCUCAAAUUUGAAACUCCUGCACCAAACCAUUACAAUGCCUCCGUCUCUUGCUGCAAGCAGAAAAAUAACGUCUGUGCCCGAGCUGGCUUUGUGUCCAAGACUCAGAGAGGAUUUUUCACCAUUACGGAAUCAGGACCUGCCCCGGGGCAUUAUAAUGUCAACGAAUCCCUUGUGAAGCAGUCGCCAAAGAUAUUAAUGUCUUGUUUUAAAUCGAAAACUGGCCGUGGAUUGAAACUGACGUCAACAGGCCCGGGACCCGGUUAUUACAACCCAAAUGACCACACCAAAAUUCCGAAAAAGACUCUUUUCCCGAAAAAUCCCAUCCUGAGCUUCUCCGCCAAGCCUUUGCCUCUGCCCCCGAAGCCGCCUCUACCGGGCCCUGGUCAGUACGAGAUCGUGGACUACGUGGGGCCUCCCAAGCUUUUCCUCUCUAGUGCCCCGUUCAUGUCCAACACCAGCCGGUGGACAGCGGCGCCGGCCCAGCCAGGCCUGCCUGGCCCAGCCACGUACAAGCCGGAAUUCCCAGGAAAGCAGUCCUUUCUCUACAACGAGGACGACAAGUGGAUCCCAGUGCCGUAGUGACCUCACACAAGCUCCGGGAACCCUGGCCACCAGCUGCCCGGCCAGG